UAUUAACUCGAUUCUCAGCGUAAAACUGGAUUAUAUCAGCUACAAAGAAGCAAUUUAUUCUGGGUUUUAGGCCAACAGAUUUUGAACUUGAUGGUCAGCAGAAACAUGGGAGAUUGUAUAAGUUGACUGAUCCAGGGAAGAUGAAACAAUCAAAAACCAUCGUGAAAAUGAAUCAGAUGAAGAAAAAUUUCAAGCAGAUUAGUAAACAAAAUAAAGAUUUAAACAAGAAGUUUCUUACUACUGCAGACGGAUCCUUUUAUCUUCUGAAGUCGAAUUUGGAUGAUGGUGAAGUUCUCUUAUCUUGGAGAUUCAAGAGGCGCGAUUUAAUUAGUGAUCCUACCUUUCAAAUGAAAGACGAUUGUUGGGCUCAUGCUUUUGCUCGAGCCCUAUCCGCUCUCAUGAAGCAACAUGGAAGUACCGAAAAUCUUCCCACUGCAGCGUUGCUCGUUGCUCAAAUUGAUAAGAAGUUUUUAACAAAAACUAAAGGAUUGCCCAAGUCUAUCGAUGCUGCCACUUCAGUGCUCCACAACUAUGGUUGUAGCUUGGUUGUGCAUCAUCGUCCUAAACUGAAAUUGCUCGAGGAUAAUGAAGAGUUUGAGAAGUUUAUUGAGCGGCGACUAGCUAUAGGUCCAGUGGCCGUGUGUUUCCUUUAUGUGCCAGGUUACUCUUGUUUCAGCCAUAAAAAUAAAGCAGUUUUCCGUCCAAGCGUCAUUGAUAUCCAGGCAAUGCAUUAUGAGAGUUUAGAUAACCAUUGUGCCGUCAUAACCGGUCGUGGAGUGGUCUUGAUUGGUGGUAAGUCCAUUGAGUUUUGGGAGAUACAUGAAACCCGAGGAGAUCAUUUUGGAGAUAAAGGUUUUACUCGACUGGAACGCCACAAGGGGCUCAUUAUUGAACUU
Messenger RNA from Thlaspi arvense, 896 nucleotides. Lineage: Eukaryota; Viridiplantae; Streptophyta; Magnoliopsida; Brassicales; Brassicaceae. The record is from the annotation of a GenBank genome assembly.